ACUGACUGUCCCGAGGGUUUUUCCCACACCAACCCCCCCCCCCAGCAGAAGGACGAUGGCGCCGCCCAGAGGCGAUGACGUCAGAGGUGGGCGGGGCCAGCGGCAGGUAAACAUGGAUCCCGUGCUGUACGCCUUGGCUGCCGUCAUCAUCGCCGUCUUAAUCUUCUUCGUGUCGCAGUUGGGACGACAGGUGAAGAAAGAUCGGAAUCAACAGCAAAAUGUGGCAGCUGCUGUUGGAAGGCCACAGCCCCUUAAUGAAGAUCGGGCAGCGGGUGCUCCCAGAGUGCGACGCAACCUUAGAUCCAGGAUUAUGGCUCGGAGACUGCAAGAAGCAGAACAGGAAGCUGAAGUUGAUGAAGGGGAUGCAGAGAAAGUAGAUUCAGAAUUUCAUACACAGGGCAAAAUUGGAGCUAAGAAGCAGCGGAAAUUGGAAGAAAAGGAACAGCGCAGAGCACAAAGAGAGGCCGAAGAAGCAGACAGAGAGGAACGCCGAAAGUUGCAGCUUCAGAGAGAUGAAGAAAGGAGAAAAGAUGAGGAACGAUUACGCCUUGAAGAGCAGAAGAAGGAAGAAGAAUUGAAAAAAGCUUGGGAAGAAAAGCAGCGCCGUGACCAUGAAGAAUACCUGAAGUUGAAAGAAUCAUUUGUCGUUGAAGAGGAAGGAAUUGAGGUCCAGGAAACAGAAGAAGAGUCUGAGAACCUUCUGCAAAUGUUCAUCGACUACAUCAAGAGAACAAAAGUUGUUCUUUUGGAAGAACUUGCCUCUCAUUUUGGCUUGAGGACACAGGAUGCUAUUAACAGACUCCAAAAUUUGAUUGCUGAAGGAUCUCUAACAGGUGUCCUUGAUGAUCGUGGGAAAUUCAUAUACAUCACUGAACAGGAACUUGCUGCUGUGGCUCAAUUUAUAAGGCAGCAAGGACGUGUUUCGAUAGUUGAACUGGCACAAGCCAGCAACUCUCUCAUUAACCUCAACCCAGACUCAAGAACUAUUCCUGAAUCUGUGGCCUAAUGUUCUCCGACUUUACAAAAAUAAAGUUGCAAACUAUGUA
Pristis pectinata (smalltooth sawfish) is the source of this 1046-nucleotide messenger RNA. RefSeq names its product DDRGK domain-containing protein 1. The coding region runs from base 56 to 1006 and encodes 316 amino acids. NCBI's taxonomy places the organism in Eukaryota, Metazoa, Chordata, Chondrichthyes, Rhinopristiformes, Pristidae. The record is from RefSeq and is a predicted model, not a curated record. The transcript is spliced from 9 exons.